This is a messenger RNA of Postia placenta MAD-698-R-SB12, 1653 nucleotides long. RefSeq lists its product as hypothetical. NCBI's taxonomy places the organism in Eukaryota, Fungi, Basidiomycota, Agaricomycetes, Polyporales, Adustoporiaceae. The record is from RefSeq and is a predicted model, not a curated record. The transcript has 11 exons. The coding region runs from base 1 to 1653 and encodes 550 amino acids. Gene Ontology annotation, molecular function: FAD binding.
AUGUCCGCCGCACAACCUCUCCCUGUUUUGAUCGCUGGAGCUGGCCCUUCUGGCCUUGUCUUAGCCCUGUCCCUGGUCCAGCAUGGCAUACAGCCCAGGACUUUGGAGGCAUACAACCUCUUGGGUGUUUUGCCUGAUAUCGUCUCCAGAGGCAUGGACAUACGUCCGAUGCGGUUAUACAAGCUUCCCGGAGGUGUUGAGCCGGCCAGUACAGUCAACAUGAUAUCCAUGGAGGAACCUACGCCAAGCACUCCAUACGUUCAGCUAACACGGACUAUCAAGAUUAACCCACUGAUGCUCGGGCAGUCAAAGGCAGAGCAAGUGCUGCGUGAACAUCUCGCUGCGUAUGGAUGUCAUGUUGAGCGCGGCACGGAGCUGUGCAGCUUCGAACAGAAUACCGAACAUGUGGUGGCCCAUCUCGUCAAGCGCGAUGAUGAUCAAGAGGUUGCUGAAACCGUAGUCUGUCGCUGGCUUGUCGGGACCGAUGGGGCGAGAAGCAUCGUACGGAAGCAACUCGAUCUGAGUUUCCUCGGCGAAGGGCUUUCGGGGAAAGGCGUCUUCGGCGAAAUCGUGAUAAAAAAUCUGACCCGUGACUAUUGGCAUUGUUGGGGCAGCUUCGGUUCUAACAUGGUCAUAUUACGUCCCACGGAAGAUGAUGAGAUCUAUACCUUCAUCGUUGCGGGGGACGUAGACGUAGAGAAAGCCUAUGAGGAUUACGAUACACUGGUUCAGAUAUUAACGAAAUUAACGGACAGACAGGAUCUCGAUUUCGGCGAGAUCAAGUGGAAAUCCAACUACAGUCCAAAUGUUCGCAUGGUGAAUAAAUUCUCAGAAGGCCGAGUCUUUGUUGCAGGAGACGCUGCACACGUACACAGUCCUACCGGCGGCCAGGGCAUGAACUCCAGUGUGCAGGAUACUCUCAAUUUAGGCUGGAAGCUCGCUUUGGUGGAGCGGGGAAUCGCUCCACAAUCGCUCCUCAACACCUACACAGAAGAGCGUCUGCCUGUCAUCGCCAACAUGCUCAAACAGACAACGAACCUGUUCAAAACUCUCAGAAACGCAGCGGCGGAUGGCGGCGACGCAUCUAAAGCAUGGGCUCAGCCCCGUGACAUGAAGAUGCUUGGCGUCAACUACCGCUGGAGUUCCAUAGUGCUCGACGAAGGCCACCCUCGAGAAGCAUUAGAGAAAGACAAGCAACUAUUGGACGCAUAUGGAGCGGACACGAGCGACGGGCUGCAUGCCGGCGACAGGGCCCCGGACGCCCCGGGCCUCGCGCUAGUGGAGGCGGGCAACGUCGGGUCCGAGACGACGUCGUUGUUCCGCAUCUUCAGCUCCACACGCCACACGAUCCUCAUUUUCUCCUCAGACGGCGCUCAGAUCGCAGCUGUACUCGAAGCGACGAAGAAGCUUGCGCCUCGCCUUAUCCAUACGGUCGUCAUCUCCCCGCGAAACCCUAGUCCUUCGUUGGCCGUAUCUGGCGCAGAUGUCGUCUGUGUUGAUCGAGACGGGCAUGGGUGUGCGGGGUAUGACGCCGGGCCCGAAGGGAUCACUGCGGCUGUUGUGAGGCCAGAUGGUAUCGUCGGCGCUCUCAUUUCUGGAGCAGCAGGUCUUGAAGCCUACUUCAAAAAUGUGUUCUCGGGUGUCAAGGCUUGA